Messenger RNA from Chanos chanos (milkfish), 1146 nucleotides. RefSeq names its product protocadherin gamma-A5-like. Gene Ontology annotation, biological process: homophilic cell-cell adhesion. The transcript is spliced from 3 exons. NCBI's taxonomy places the organism in Eukaryota, Metazoa, Chordata, Actinopteri, Gonorynchiformes, Chanidae. Gene Ontology annotation, cellular component: plasma membrane. Gene Ontology annotation, molecular function: calcium ion binding. Bases 1 to 1146 code for a protein of 381 amino acids. The record is from RefSeq and is a predicted model, not a curated record.
AUGAGCGGAUGGUUAGGAACAUGCAGCAGAGGGCAAGUACUGUUUUUCCUCCUUUUUCUUUGCGCCAUACAUUUCGCCUCCGGGCAAGCGCGAUACUCUGUACCGGAGGAGCAACCCGAGGGUUCCUUUGUCGGUAAUAUUGCAAAAGAUUUGGGCCUAGAAGUGCAACGGCUUUUAUCAGGUAAAGCCCGCAUUAUAACAAAAGGAUCUAGGCAGUUCGUAGACCUUAACAAAGACAAGGGGAUCCUUGUUGUUAAAGAGAGAAUCGACAGAGAAGAACUAUGUGAGCAGCAAGUACCAUGUAGCUUCAGUUUCGAUGUCAUUAUCGAGAAUCCUAUUCAGUUUGUCCCAAUCAGAAUAAUUAUCAAAGACCAGAAUGACAACACGCCUCAGGUUCUAUAUCCAGUACAGACUGGUGGCUCUCUUGUUGCUGAAGUAGUGCCUCGUUCAGCAGAGGUGGGUUAUCUUGUCACUAAAGUGGUGGCUGUUGAUGUGGACUCUGGACAGAAUGCCUGGCUCUCAUAUAAACUGCUAAAAACCACAGACAGGGCGCUGUUUGAAGUCGGAUUACAGAAUGGUGAAAUAAGAACUAUACGCCAAAUUACUGAUAAAGAUGCUGUGAAACAAAGGCUCACUGUUGUAGUGGAGGACAACGGCCAGCCCUCUCGUUCAACAUCAGUGAACGUUAACGUCGCAGUGGCGGACAACUUCCCUGAGGUCCUUUCGGAGUUCACUGAUUUUACUCAGGACAAGGAUUACAACGAAAACCUGACUUUUUAUCUUGUCUUGGCCUUGGCUGUGGUCUCCUGUCUAUUUGUCAUUUGCUUAGUGGUUAUAAUAUCAGUAAAAGUCUCCAGAUGGAGACGAUCUCGCAUGUACUAUCAGUCCAGUCUCCCAGUAAUUCCCUACUAUCCACCACGUUACUCGGACGCUGGGGGUACAGGAACUCUACAGCACAUGUAUACUUACGAGGUGUGCAGAACAACUGAUUCCCGAAAGAGAGACUGUAAUUUCGACAGACCUUGUAGUCAGAGCGUGUUGACAGUAGACCCCAGUUCGACAGGAACGAUUCAACUUGCGCAGCGCGAGAGAAACAUUUUGGAUGAACCUGAAUCUCCAGUGGAGUCACCCAGAGAUGUCAUUUAA